CUUCACCUGCCUGUUUCCCACACCAGUUUUAUUGCUGAUAACAGAGCCUCACUGUGUCAGUCUCUGGGUUGUUCUUUCACCACCAUGACUGUGAAGGUUGUUUUUCUGGGGCUUCUGCUCGUCUGUGCAGCAGUAACAGCAGAUGAUGAUGCCAAGAAAUCUGGCCCCAGGAAGGCCUCGUGUCCUGAGAUGGAGGAGAUCAUGGCGUGUCCCAUGAACCUCGCUCCUGUUUGUGGCAGCGAUGGAAAGACUUAUGCCAAUGAGUGCGCCCUGUGCGUGGAGAAACAAAUGACAAAGCAGGAAAUACUGGUUGUCAAGGAGGAGAGCUGCUGUGGUCGGUUAGAGUGCAGUUAAUCUGAGACGACAUGGACCAUUUUUCCAGCAUGAGAUGGCAUGAUGACACAAAAUAAACUACAAUAAAGAGCUAUUUGUGAUUCUUUGGAAUUGCUAUAAC
Periophthalmus magnuspinnatus is the source of this 454-nucleotide messenger RNA. RefSeq names its product serine peptidase inhibitor, Kazal type 4 (gene spink4). Gene Ontology annotation, molecular function: protein binding; serine-type endopeptidase inhibitor activity. NCBI's taxonomy places the organism in Eukaryota, Metazoa, Chordata, Actinopteri, Gobiiformes, Gobiidae. The transcript has 4 exons. The record is from RefSeq and is a predicted model, not a curated record. The coding region runs from base 85 to 354 and encodes 89 amino acids.